Myripristis murdjan (pinecone soldierfish) is the source of this 1988-nucleotide messenger RNA. RefSeq names its product BICD family like cargo adaptor 2 (gene bicdl2). Lineage: Eukaryota; Metazoa; Chordata; Actinopteri; Holocentriformes; Holocentridae. Gene Ontology annotation, biological process: vesicle transport along microtubule; Golgi to secretory granule transport. The record is from RefSeq and is a predicted model, not a curated record. Bases 396 to 1733 code for a protein of 445 amino acids. The transcript has 10 exons.
ACAACACUCACCAAACAGGAAGACAUUGCCACAGUUGGCUGGGAACUGUCAGGGUUAUAUACAUAUUUUUUAAGACAAUAAGAAUGACGUCAGCAUCAACACCACUGGCACCACAGUGACGGUCAAGCGUGGCAAAGACGAGCGAGACUGUAGAAGAAACCAAGCCUGACCAGACUAACUGGAGAUCAUCAAAAACAACAGGAGGCCUGGUUAAAGAGACUUGGAGCACCUUCCUUUACACAAACCCCAACUUAUUUGAGUUUUUUUUCCACAUGUAGGAUUGUUCAUCUGCCUGUGUGUGUGUGUGUGUGUGUGUGUGGAUGCAAAAUCAGAGGACUGGGAAGAUAAGCAAUGCUUUCUCAUGCCUGACAUCUACAAGUUGGAAACCCUGAAAGAUGUUCUCCUCCAGUAAAAACAGCCUUCCCUCUCCCACCCUGGAGGACUCCUUCUUCCCUCUCUCCUCAUCCUCCCCGUCCGUGUCGCUCUCCUUUGCACUCCCUUCGUCUGCAUCCUCGCCACUCCCUGGUGGGGUUGAUGGAGGAGGGGAGAUUGAGACGGACCUCAUACUCGCAGCAGAGCUGGGACGGGCUUUACUGGAGAAGAGCGAGGAGCUGGCGGCCUCUCUGGAGCAGAGAGAGCGGGAGGUAGAGGCUCUGCAGCAGGAGAAGCAUGUUCUUCAGAGGAAGCUGGAGAUGAACGAGUUGGCAUCAGGGCAGAGAGAGGUGGAGCUGACAUCAGACUUGUCCACUUUACGCACUGAACUGCAACGGUAUCAGAGCCAAGAACGAGGCCGAAGGAAGGAUGAGAGUGAACAGCUGUCCCAGUUAGCCAACCACAACCAUCGCCUGGUGGAACAGCUGGCCGAGGCUGUGACACUGGAGCAUUCCUUGAGGACUGAGCUUCGUUCACUCAGAGAAGAGAUGGAAGAAUCGUCUUUUAGCCAAAAUAUCAGCUCUACACAACUAGAGAGCGUGCAGGCAGAGAACAGAGUUUUGCGGGAGCGCCUGUUGCACAUGGAGGAACGACUGAGAGCUUCACAGGAGGACAGUGACAGACUCCGGAUGGAGAGAGAAGGGCUGAGAGAAGGGCUGCAAGAGCUGCAAGCCAAACUGAGAGAGAAGGAAACAGAGAUUGAGCAGGAGCAGGGAGUGGUGUUUGAGUUGCGUACACUGAAUCGCUCUCUGCAGCAAAAAGCUCUGAGCCUGGGAGAAGAGCGUAUCCUGGAGUUCACACACACACAGCCUCUGUCUCUGCUUAGUGAAAUUCAGCAGUCGCAGGCUAAAGAGGCUCUUCUGGCUCACUCUGAAGUCCUGCAAGCAAGAAAUGAUGAGAUAGAAGAGCUGAAAGAGAAGUUGCACUUGCAAAACCAGGAGCUGGAGUCUUUGAGGGAGGAGAUCGAGCCAUUUAGAAGCAGCCCUGGAAAACCAAGCUACAGUUCCCUGGAGAAUGAGCUGGCCACCGUGCGACAGGAGAAGGACUCACUGACCCAGCAGCUUCUUAACACCAUCAAACACAAGGUGGCGCUGUCGCAAGAGCUGGAUGCCUGGCAGGAGGACAUGCGGUUGGUGAUCAACCAGCAGGUGCUGCAGAGGGAGGAGGACAGAAAGAGAGAACAGCAGCGAGAGAGAGAAAGAGACAAAGAAAAAACAGCAGGACUCCAAAGAAGCAAGUCUUUGAGGGUGAGGGGCGAAGGAGGGAAAGGAUUCUUCUCCUCUCUGUUUGGAGACAAAUAACGAAGAGCGAAAGGAUGGAGAUGUUUAAAUGAAAGGACAGGAGUGCAGUUCUAUUCUGCACCAAUGCAAAAUAGUGAGCUUAUGCAGUCAAAUAGGGCUCUCUAUUAUGUGUUAUCAGUGCAAACAAGUGAAACAUUUACAGACCUCAUAUUUGAAUAUAUUUAAAUAUUUUUGUAUUUAUGUAUAUCUAUGACUUCAGUUUUAGGACUUUAUAUUUGUACCUGCUGCAGAAUUAAAGUGACCAGUUUUAGUGUC